Molecule: messenger RNA, 2046 nt
Organism: Knipowitschia caucasica
Lineage: Eukaryota; Metazoa; Chordata; Actinopteri; Gobiiformes; Gobiidae
Source: the annotation of a GenBank genome assembly
AUGGAGGCGCUGUGCAGGCUUAGUGGACUGGAUCCAUUCUGGGACUGGAACCUGACGUGGUACACCGAACGGCCUGACCUCACCCAGUGUUUUCAGCACACGGUCCUGGUCUGGUCCCCCUGCAUUUACCUAUGGACCUGUUCCCCGCUUUACCUGCUCUACCUGCAGCUGCGAUCGCCCGGGCCCCGGCUGGCCUUGUCCUCACUCUGCUGUGUGAAGACGGCUAUAGCUGUCAUCCUACUGUGCUGCCGCCUUGUGGAGCUCCUCUACAUUUACGCUCUGAAUGAAGACAUCCACCACAACGUGGUGUUUCUGCUGGGCCCACUGUUCCGCAUCAUCUCCCUGGUGCUGGCCGUCUGUGUGAUCCAGGUGGAGCGUCUCAAAGGGGUCUUCUCCUCCAUCCUGCUCUUCUUCUUCUGGCUGCUGUCGGUUCUCUGCUCUCUACUUCCUCUGAAGGUGGCGGUGGAGCAGAUCAUGGACCAGAGCUUCUCCUCAGACCCAGUGCGCUUCACUGUGCUCCUCCUGGUGGUGCUGCUACAGUUUCUGCAGAUCAUCCUCGCGUGUUUCUCAGAUUACCAGCCGGACAGCCAAUCCCGACCAACCCCGGGGUGUCGCAGCCCGCUCCAGGCCUGGGACCUGUGGGCUUUGAGGCCUCAGGACUGCUCCACACACAUCAUGGAGGAGGUGGAGAAGACCUGGGCCGAGAGACACAAGGAGACCAGUAUGUCCAUGGAGUGGUCAGCCGCCUUCUCUGAGAAGUCUCGCCUGCUGCAGAGGGAGCAGAGCAGAGCUGACCUGAGGCUGCUGCUGCUCCGUAUGACAGCUCGGAGCUUCGGUCUGUACUUCCUGUGUGGCAGUGUGUGUCUGCUGCUGCACGACGUCGCCAUGUUCACCGUGCCACAGGUGCUCAGUCUGCUCUUGGACUUCAUGCGGGACUCCUCCUCUCCUCUCUGGAAAGGCCUCCUGUUCGCAGCUCUCCUCUUCCUGCUCUCUUGUCUCCAGUCCCUGCUCUUCCACCAGUACAUGUACCACUGCUUCACUGUGGGCAUGAGGCUGAAGACAGCGCUCACUGGCCUCAUCUACAGGAAGUGCCUGGUGAUGAGCAGCGGGGGGCGGAGGCAGUGUGCGGCCGGAGAGGUCAUCUCCCUGGUGUCUGCAGACGUUCAGAAGCUCAUGGACCUGGUGGUUUACAUCAACAGCAUCUGGACCGCUCCCUUCGAGAUCGCACUGUGCUUCUACUUCCUCUGGCUGUUGCUGGGUCCCUCAGCUCUGGCUGGGCUGGCUGCAGUCCUCCUCCUCUUUCCACUGAACGGCUACAUCACAACCGUGCGCGCAAAACUACAGGAGGUGCAGCUGGGAUACUUGGACGGCCGCAUUAAGCUGAUGACGGAGAUGUUGUCUGGGAUGAAGAUCCUGAAGUUCUACGCCUGGGAGCAGGUGUUCCAGCGGCGGGUCGGAGCGCUGAGGGACGGGGAACUGGCCGCGCUCAAGAAAUCGCAGAUCCUCUACUGCGUGUCCCUGGCCUCCUUCGCUUCCUCCUCCUUCCUGGUCAUGUUGACGGUCUUCGGAGUCUACGUUCUGGUGGACGAGCACAACGUUCUGGACGCUCAGAAGAUCUUUGUGUCUGCAGCUCUCAUCAACAUCCUGAAGACUCCUCUGAGCCAGCUCCCGUUCGCCAUCAGCACCGCGGCUCAGGCUGUGGUUUCUCUCAGACGUCUCACCAGCUUCCUGCAACAGGACGAGGUGAAAGGGGACAGUGUGUGCAGGCUGCCCCACAGCACAGAUGCCCCGGCCAUAGAGGUGCAUGCUGGGUACUUCUCCUGGUCCACAGACGCGGCCCCUGUCCUCAGCAGCAUAAACGUGAUGGUGGAGCGGGGGAGCCUGGUGGCCGUGGUGGGCCCGGUGGGCUCGGGGAAGUCCUCUUUACUCGCAGCCAUCCUGGGGGAGAUGGAGAGGAGCAGCGGCUCAGCCAAAACCAGGGUGAGUGCGUUUGGACAGACGGGUGCGGACAUUUGGACCCGCCCCAUCAGCUGUUUUAGAAUGUGA